Messenger RNA from Knipowitschia caucasica, 531 nucleotides. Lineage: Eukaryota; Metazoa; Chordata; Actinopteri; Gobiiformes; Gobiidae. The record is from the annotation of a GenBank genome assembly.
AUGGUCAGGCGACGCUUUCCGGUCCUGCUGCUUCACAUCUUCAGUAUGUUUGCCGGAACAGCAGGAAAUACUCAGGAAAUCCUGUAUCCCUUUGGACCCGAGCAUAGGGAUCUAGAAACCCCAAAGAUGGACGAUGGAAGUUCAGCUGAGAUCACAUUGAGUAUUUCUUUUGUUUACUUCAAUAUCCCGUAUCGCACAGUCUACGUAAAUAACAACGGCGUGAUUUCCUUCAACGUUCAGGUAAGCCAGUUCACGCCGGAGGCCUUCCCGCUCAGCGACAGCCGCUCCUUCAUUGCUCCGCUGUGGGCUGAUGUGCACAAUGGGAUCAGGGGCGAUGUUUACUACAGGGAAAGCACCGAGCCAGAGCUGCUGGAGAAGGCCACGCAGGACGUCCGCAAGUACUUCAAGAACAUGCCCGCUUUCACCGCCACUUGGGUUUUCAUCACCACGUGGCACCAAGUCACUUUCUACGGAGGAAGCCAGACCACUCCAGUUAGGUUCAAAUGCAUUUUACUGUUGAACCUAGCAUAA